Messenger RNA from Trichechus manatus latirostris (Florida manatee), 2277 nucleotides. It is a transcript of the gene ERMARD, whose product is annotated as ER membrane associated RNA degradation. The record is from RefSeq and is a predicted model, not a curated record. NCBI's taxonomy places the organism in Eukaryota, Metazoa, Chordata, Mammalia, Sirenia, Trichechidae. The transcript is spliced from 19 exons. The coding region runs from base 77 to 2116 and encodes 679 amino acids.
AGGCUGGGAAGCGCUGCGCGGGAGGGGUGGGUAGGGGCUGCGUCAUCUCUCUGCGCCGACGGCUUGGGCUCCGGAAAUGAUGGAGAUAUUAAUAGGGGAUGGUAUUACUACGUGCCUUUCUCCCUCCGUGUAUGAUAUGAUUUGUAAACUUGGGUUUGAAGUCGUAGAAAAUCGUGAUAUCAAUAGCAUUGUAACGGAAAAUGGCGAAGUUUGCUGGAAAACAAUCACAGAAUGUGUGAGUUUUACAGAAUCAGACCAAAGCCUGGAUUACCAGGGAAGUGUGCGGCGGCUGGGCCCUCUGUGUGAAGCUGUCCACCUGCACUUCUCAUCUCUGACCAAGGCGCAGUUUGAAAUUCGCUACGCACCGUGGUUCCAGUGGACAAACUUCCCAGAGUUAUUUCCUGAAAUAUUUGACGCCUUGGAAAGUCUGCAGUCUGCUGCUAUUUCUCUCAGCUUAACGAAGCUCACAUCAUGUCUGGAGCGAGCUUUGGGGAAUGUGUUUCUGCUGGUUGGGAAGGAAUGCCCUUUUCUUCUAAGAGAUCUACUUGCAUCUGAUGAACUUGCUCAAGUCUUCGGGCAGCCUGUGAUGGACGUGCUAAAAGUGUUCGUUGGCUCUCCAUCGGGACUCAACCUGCGCAAUGUCUUGUGGCAUGGGUUUGCAGCUCCCCAGGAGAUCCCUCCAAAGUACUGUUCAGUGAUGGUAUUGCUGACAGCAGGCUUGGGUCAGCUCCUGAAACGUUUCCUUCGACAGACUAACCGCACAUUGUGGCACCGAUCGUUCCUGGCUCUCACAAACCUGGAGGACUGGAUCGUGUUUCCUGAUGUUACUUCUGAGGCACUUUCAGUGUUGGAAGACGUGAUGAAGAAAUCCACUUUUGUAUUCAAAACAAUGCUACCAUACUGGGAGGCUGCAGUCAUCAAGUUCAGAUCCCACAGGUUUGCGGACUGCGUUAUACUGUUGUUGACACAACUAGAAGCUGGACUUCGGAGAGCUUUUGCCACGGUCAACAGGUGCCCUCAGAGACUCCUGACAGCCGAGUCAACAGUUCUUUAUACGACCUUUGAUGAGAUGUUGGCAAAAGAGUUGAACGAUGGUACAAUCAAUCAACUUCCACUUCUCCUUGGGGAGCCUGUUAUGGAGUUUCUCUGGGACUUCUUGAACCAUCAGGAGGGUCCCCGCAUAAGAGAUCGUUUAAGCCACGGGGAGGUCAACUUAAAUGAAUUUCCAGGAGAAGCAGCCAAUCAGUUGCUUGCGUUUUCCACUGUGCUUUUACUCAGGUUCACGAGUGGAGAUGUAGUAUCAGUGUUGAAGGAAAAAGCGGCAAUAAAAUCAUUGAUUAGCAUCGCAGAAGGCUAUAGUUCUCACUUUCAUCCAGCUUCUCAGCUGAAAAAGCAGGUGCUGAGGUGUGAGGAAAGCAUCCACAGUUGGCCUGCACUUCCUUUGCCGGAAGAGCGCAUUCUGGAAGCAGCCAGAUUAGAAGGUCAGUUUGAAACAAAUGCCUGCAAGUCUUUAAUUAUAAAGAUCAUGUCUGAGCUCUGCCGUCACUUACCUGGGUAUCACAGUGGUCUUGAUAACUUGGAUUAUUUUCCUGCUGAGAAGUGGUCCCAGGCGCUCCGGGUGCUCUGCGGCACAUCCAUCCCGACUUUGUACUGCCCCCGAAUUGUUCUCGAAGUGCUUGCCGUGCUCCGAAAAGUCAGCGCACAGUGCCAGCAGGUGUGCGACCAGGUCGUCUCCUCCGCGAAGCUGCGGCACCGACAGUGGGUGGAGAAGACCCUGCGGUCUCGGCAGAGGCAGAACUACCUGCGCAUGUUGGGGAGCAUUAAGCUCCUGUCCCCUGUCCUCUACCUGAUUUUGUUGCUCAUUGCACUGGAAUUGGUCAACAUUCACGCGGUUCAAGGAAAACAUACCUGUGAAUAUCAGCGGUACUUAAAAUUCUUAAAGUCAGUCUUGCAGUACACUGAGAACCUGGCAACUUACACCAGCCAAGAGAAAAACAAAUGGGACGAAACCGUCAGUCUUACACAUGGAGUGUUGUUGAAAAUUUGGACUUACAGUGAGAAGAAACAAAUGUUAAUGCAUUUAGCCGAGAAACCCACAGAUAAAGCAGUCUCAUGAAAACACUUGUCGCUGGCAUGUUCAAGUUCAUCAUAGCACCUCUUGUGUCAGUCCAUCUCACUGAGAGUCUCCUUCACCCUUGUUGGCCCUCUACUUCAACAAACAUGAUGUUUUCUUCCAGCAGUUGAUCCAUUCUGAUGACAUAUCCAAAGCAAGCAAGU